Melampsora larici-populina 98AG31 is the source of this 711-nucleotide messenger RNA. RefSeq lists its product as uncharacterized. Lineage: Eukaryota; Fungi; Basidiomycota; Pucciniomycetes; Pucciniales; Melampsoraceae. Bases 1 to 711 code for a protein of 236 amino acids. The transcript is spliced from 5 exons. The record is from RefSeq and is a predicted model, not a curated record.
AUGCCCCCUGCUGCAAGACCUCAUUCUCAUCUUACUCAUAGACACAUCGGACCAGCAUCGACACCAUUCAUCGAUGCCUCUCUAUCACGUUCCGCUUCUCCAGACCGAACUGCUCAAAAACGACUAUCAUCCGGAGACAACCUCACACUUCAGCCUGACGAGAUAUAUGACAAGACUGAGGGUCCUCCUAGGUCUGGUGAUAUCCAUCAAGAACAAGUAUCUAACGAACCCUCACAGGCUGCACCACUCCCCUCGAUGAUGACUGUGGGGAUCUUAUUACUAAUCACCUCUGCGACUCUAUGGAUUUUCGGAUUCUGCAUACUUUUAACUCCUCCUAACGGCCGAUCAUCUUCAUCUUCAUCAUCUACAUCAAACUGGAUCGAAAAAUUCUCGACUGAUAAUCAUUACAAAUAUCUUUUCCCACUUCAGUUUACACUUGGAUUGGUAUUUGUGAUUGUUAAUUGGGGCGGCUUGAUCUUCGAUAAGCCUCUGAGAAUCCGAGAUGAAGGGAUUGGAUACCCGUCUUUUUCCGGAUUACUAAAAUGUAUUCAUAUCCUUAGUAUGGUUACCCGCAAUCCCUCAUCUUGGAGUGCUCUGUUGGAAGUCAGGGUAGAGUGUGGAUGCAAUUGUGAGAGUAAAUUCAUGAAAAUCUACCUAUGCGUUUUCAGAAUAAGAUGCCCAGAAAUUGAAUAUCUUGCAACAGCAUCAUAA